This is a messenger RNA of Populus euphratica (Euphrates poplar), 431 nucleotides long. Its product is annotated as protein LOW PSII ACCUMULATION 3, chloroplastic-like. The transcript has 4 exons. The record is from RefSeq and is a predicted model, not a curated record. Lineage: Eukaryota; Viridiplantae; Streptophyta; Magnoliopsida; Malpighiales; Salicaceae. Bases 88 to 369 code for a protein of 93 amino acids.
GACAAUAACCCUGGCUAGUGUCAUACUUGCAUAUCUCUUUCAUCAUACCUGCACUUCUCUUUGCAUGCAUCUGAAAUUGCAGAAGUUAUGCCACCUGCUGUGAUUGAUGGGAAUGUGCAGGAAAAAUUUGCAAUGUCAACCCCAACACUUCUAUUCAAUCUUGAACUUGACACAUUGCGUGCUGACUUGGGUCUUCUGGGAUUUCCAACCAAAGAUUUGCACUAUCGAUUUCUUUCUCAAUUCAUUCCAGUGUUUUAUAUUCGAAUCAGAGAGUACUCAAAGACAAUAGGAGUGGCACCUUAUAUCGUAAAUUACAGUGGAGCAUUAUUUCGCCAAUACCCUGAAUAUGUACAGGGCCUUGGCAGGUGAUGCUUAAACAAGCAGAUGGUUCUUAUGCUUGUGUAGCAGAGAGUGCAACGCGCUUCACACUU